This is a messenger RNA of Botrytis fragariae, 1614 nucleotides long. Its product is annotated as putative sugar transporter protein. Gene Ontology annotation, biological process: transmembrane transport; carbohydrate transport. The transcript is spliced from 3 exons. The coding region runs from base 1 to 1614 and encodes 537 amino acids. The record is from RefSeq and is a predicted model, not a curated record. NCBI's taxonomy places the organism in Eukaryota, Fungi, Ascomycota, Leotiomycetes, Helotiales, Sclerotiniaceae. Gene Ontology annotation, cellular component: membrane. Gene Ontology annotation, molecular function: carbohydrate:proton symporter activity.
AUGAUCAUCGGUAACGUCUACUUCAUCGCGGCGGUGGCCGUGGUGGGUGGUGCUCUAUUCGGUUUUGAUAUCUCGUCUAUGUCGGCUAUCAUCUCAACUGAGGCAUAUUUGUGCUACUUUGAUCAAGGAGGAAUCGUUAAUGGAAAAUGUACUGGUCCAUCCCCAGAUGUUCAAGGUGGUAUCACCGCUUCUAUGCCCGCUGGAAGUUGGCUUGGAGCUUUAUUGUCCGGUUAUAUCUCAGAUAUGCUUGGUAGAAAGAGAUCCAUUCAAAUUGGUUCUGUCAUCUGGAUUCUUGGCUCAAUCAUCGUCUGCGCUGCCCAAAACAUUCCUAUGCUUAUCGUCGGACGUAUCAUCAACGGUAUCUCGGUUGGAAUCUGCUCCGCUCAAGUUCCCGUCUAUAUCACCGAGAUUGCACCACCAUCUAAGCGUGGAAGACUCGUCGGUUGCCAACAAUGGGCUAUCACUUGGGGUAUUCUCAUCAUGUUCUACAUUUGCUACGGAUGCUCCUUCCUCAAAGGAAACGCUGCUUUCCGUAUCCCAUGGGGUCUUCAAAUGAUUCCAGCUGUCUUCCUUUUCUUCGCUCUUUUCUUCUUGCCAGAAUCCCCACGUUGGCUCGCUAGAAAAGACAGAUGGGAAGAAGCUCACCAAGUUUUGUCUCUUGUCCAUGGACAUGGUGACGCCAACUCCCCCUUCGUCGCUAAGGAAUUGGCCGAAAUUAGAGAAGUCGUUGAGUUCGAGAGAGCCAACGCUGACGUUACUUAUAUGGAGUUGUUCAAGCCCGAUAUGAUCAACCGAACACACAUUGGUAUCUUUACUCAAAUCUGGUCUCAACUUACCGGCAUGAACGUCAUGAUGUACUACAUUACUUACAUUUUUACCAUGGCUGGUUUGGGUAGCAACGUUCUCUUGCCAUCCUCGAUUCAAUUCAUCAUCAAUGUCGUCAUGACAAUUCCUGGAUUGAUCUGGGUUGACAAAUUAGGUCGUCGUCCUGUCCUUUUGUUCGGAUCCAUCUUGAUGAUGAUUUGGCUUUUCAUCAACGCUGGUCUCUUGGCUACUUACGGAACCGUUCCAUACGAGGGACAAUUCGCCAGUGCCGCUGAAUCCAUCUCUAUUACCGGAGCACCAUCCAAGGCUGUCAUUGCUUGCACAUACCUUUUCGUCGCAUCAUAUGCACCAACAUGGGGUCCAGUCUCCUGGAUUUAUCCACCUGAGCUUUACCCUCUCCGUAUUCGUGGAAAGGCUGUCGCUCUUUCUACUUCUGCUAACUGGGCUUUCAACUUCGCUCUUGCAUACUUCGUCCCACCUGCCUUUGCCAACAUUAGAUGGAAGGUUUAUAUUGUUUUUGGAAUCUUCUGUGUUGCUAUGACCCUUCAUGUUUUCUUCGUCUUCCCAGAAACUAGUCAGAAGCCUCUUGAGGAGGUCGAGGAGAUCUUCGAUUACUCAAAGCCUGGAAGCAUCAGGUUCUUGGGUACUCCAGCCUGGAAGACAGGUGUCGAUAAGAGAGCAGGCCGUUUGGAGAGAGGAGAGUUUGAUGCCGAGGAUAAACUCGGUCCUACUGUUGCUCAUCAUGACGGUGUUACAGCUGUUGAUGAGACUUCCAAGUCUGAGCUGUAG